Messenger RNA from Penaeus vannamei (Pacific white shrimp), 4801 nucleotides. Lineage: Eukaryota; Metazoa; Arthropoda; Malacostraca; Decapoda; Penaeidae. The record is from RefSeq and is a predicted model, not a curated record.
GCUCCGCCUCCCCGUGCCCGCCCAGUCUUGCUCCGGCACUUGUAGAGGUCGGACCCUUACCGCCCUCGUCCCGCGCCGCCGCGUCACUCGUUUGCCUGCCGAGUUUCCCCAGGGACUUUCAGAUCCUUUUAAAGCGAGUGCCAAGCUCGAGAGAGACCGAUAAUAGAUGACGCAGCCAUCGGUGAGGUGCCCGAGGAGAGGUCGUGCGCUCAGACCCCGCGGCCGCGUAAGCCCCGAGCGAACGCAAGACGCGGCGCAGUCGUCCUAAGGAAGGCGUUUUUUGCGUGUGCGUGAUCGACGGGAAGGGAGUCGAGUCGAGCGGCCUGACCUUUGACCUCGCAUUACGGGACUUAAGGAGUGUGUAAAGAGGAAAGUCCGUGAGUGUUUGCGCGUCGUUAAGCGCAGGAUGGAUCCCCCGCCUUGAAUCAGCGCGCCUGCAAGCACACGCCGAUGAUGUGAAAAGGCGGGUGAAGCGAAGAGAGGAGGAGGAGUGGAGGAGGUGGAGAAGAUUAGGAAGGAAAGGGGUAGACGGAAUGUGAGAAAGAGAAAAGGAAAAAUAGAUAAAAGAACUCUAUCAAUAUGUAACACAGGAAAGAGGUGAAUAGAUGAAAAUGAAAGAAAUGAGAUAGACCAGAACAGGAUGUGAGACAACAGAAGGGCGGGAAAAUUAAUAAAACAGCGAAAAUCAGACGAAAAAAAAGAAGAAAGAUAAAGAGAGAGAGGGAGAGGGACACACUCUCCUCCCUCUUCCGCAGUGGCACCACCUCCAACAUGGUCAACGUGCGGUGCCUCGCGUGCCAGGUCAAAUACCGAAUUUUGGCCGCCAAGAACACCAACCUGCUGGACUGCCAUGUGCCCGUGCCAGUGUCCCCGGAGCCGCGCUUCCCGUACAGGGCGCCCAAGCUCAGGAAACCACGCUCCUACAAUAGGACUUACGUCCGGGAGAACAGCGCCGCCCACAAGGAGAAUGCCCGCCCGCUCCCCACGUCCCCGCCCACGACGCCCGUGUCCCCGCUGUCGCCGCCCACGCCCCAGGGCUCGGUCAGCACCACCUCGGCCACCAUUACACCCGGGGUCGCCCACAACGCCCACCCCGCCCCCGGCUCCCCCGUGGGCGUCGUGCCCUCGGCCCCCGCGCCCCUGCAGUCCCCGAGGGCCACCAACACCAUCCGCCGCCACACCAAGGCCACCAAGAACCUCCUCAUACCCAGAUUCUAUUACCCUAUGGGCCGCCCCACAACCCAGGUGUCCCAGGAGCAGUCAAUAUCACGGGUCAACGCUGUGUUCCGAGAGAAUGGAGGUCAGAUAACACGGGACAACAUGGAGCCACUGAUAAGGGCUUGUCAAGUCCCACUCUACUGGAAGGCUCCUCUCUUCAUUGCUGCUGGUGGAGACAAGCUGGGCUACCUCACACAGGAGCAGUUCUCAGACUAUUGGAGCAGAGUGAUCUCUACCUGCCACGACAUGGCCUCUCGCUUUGUCCGAGUGCUGAGUCGUGGUGUUCGGAACUACCUCAUGCCAGAGGACUUUCUUAGCAUGAUUCAGGAUGUGGUGGACACCCACCCUGGCCUCACCUUCCUCAAGGAAGCCACUGAGUUCCACUCCAGAUAUGUUCAUACAGUCAUAGCAAGAAUAUAUUAUUGUGUAAAUAGAUCCUGGUCAGGUAGAAUAACAGUUCCAGAACUUAGGAGAUCAAACUUGUUACAAGUUAUUAGCUAUUUAGAGGAAGAAGAAGAUAUUAACCAAAUCACUGAUUACUUCAGCUAUGAGCAUUUUUAUGUUAUUUAUUGCAAGUUCUGGGAAUUGGACACGGAUCAUGACCUUUUCAUUGACAAGCAUGAUCUUGCAAAACAUAAUGAAAGAGCGCUGUCAUGGCGCAUGAUUGAGCGAAUAUUCAGCGGGGCAGUUACCAGAGGAAGGCUGCAGAAACAGGACCGCAUGGGCUACCAGGAGUUUGUGUGGUUCCUGAUAUCCGAGGAGGAUAAACGGCAUCCCACAGCCAUUGAAUAUUGGUUCAGGUGCAUGGACUUGGAUGGUGAUGGCUAUCUGUCCAUGUAUGAGUUAGAAUACUUCUAUGAAGAGCAGCUGCAGCGCAUGGAGGCCCUCGGCAUUGAGACUCUUCCUUUCCAUGACUGCCUCUGUCAGAUGUUGGAUAUGGUGCGUCCAGAGAUGGGCGACAAGAUAUCUCUAAGGGAUCUGAAGCGUUGCCGCAUGACUCCCAUAUUCUUCGAUACGUUCUUCAACCUCGAGAAAUACCUGGACCAUGAGCAGCGUGAUCCCUUCGCAUCACACAGAGCUGAGGAUGAUGGGCCAGAGUUCUUGCAGGUUUCGGAGUGGGAUCGCUAUGCGGCUGAGGAGUACGAGCUGUUGGUGGCGGAGGAGGGCGGAGCCGAUCACCAGGAUGAUAUGUUCUACGGUGAUGAAGAUGAGCUGUCGAUGGGUUGUGAUGAUGCCUUAGAUUCCAGUCCAGGAGGUGGCCGAACCCUGACCGGAGGUGUAGUGGGUGGUGGUAGUGUAGGGGGAGGCCUCAACAAGCACUCGCCCCUCUCUGCCACUGUCACCAACCUUGCAGCCGACUCCAUGGAUGUGGAUGAUGACUACCCAGAUUACGCAGACUCAGAUGACUACCAGUACUAGAACACACCACUGACAACCGCCCUCAUCAUUGCCAUAGAUGUAAAAGAAACUGACUGAUGAACCGAUUCUCAACUCCUACAAACAGCGGUUCUUGCUGCUCCUGUAAUGGGAACACGUGCAACGCCCCCCAAAGAUUGGAUUAGGGUCCUGGAUGUCACAUGCGCUCUCUUUCUUUCUCUCCCACUAUCCCUCUUGAUGGUUUUCUUCGCAGGGACAUUGGUUAGCCAGAGCAAUAGAAAGAGGUUGAUUUCUAUGAGGUUUAUAGAAUAUUUUAUAUAUGUAUAUAUAUAUAUAAAGAUAUUUGGGUUCUGUUACAUGAUCUUGUUACAGUUGUUGACAUUAAUGUGAAUGAGAAAUAACUAAAGUGUGUGAUUGAUCCACAAGAUUUUCAAGGAGCCGAGUUAUUUUUAUGUUUUUUCUGGCAAAAGGGAAGAAGAGGGCAUGUUAAGGCUCUCCUGCUCUUCCCUAUCAAUGUGGCCUUUAUGUAGGUAUUAAAGAAAAAUAGCUUUUCCUCAAAAUUUUAGGCUGAUGGCACAGCCUCCCAUAUAUUGAUAAUUCUUGAAUUAUAUCUAAGCAUAUUUACUUGUUAUUUCAUCUUUUUUUUUAUUUAUCUUUAUUUUUGGCCUUUUUCAAUCACUAAUCCAGUACAGACACUAGACGUUGUCAGACAGAUUUUAUAGUGUAUGUCAAAAUACACCCUAAAACCUGCAGCCUGAGUUAAAUGAAGAAAGAAAAAUUCUAGAAUGGCAGUUAUUUAUGACGAAGGGUACCUUCGUUUGACAGUGUUUACAGAAAGACUUAAAAAAAGGAUUACAUGAAUUGGCCAUAUAUAUAUAACACUUUCUUUCCAGUUUUUGAUGUUAGGCAGAUUUUCUUGUAGUACGCAUAGCAGCUUUGUAUGCAAGAUAUCUGAUAAGAUGAAUCCAGUGAACCUGCUCCUCCAACAGUGUAAUGCAGCGAUGACAUUCUUCAUCAUGAAACUCCUAACCUAUGUGAAACAAGAACCCCAACCUCACCGCAUGACCCUAACCCCAUCCCUCAUGUGCCAAGAAGCAUGCAAAGCCCUCCAUUGCUUGUGGAUGCUGAACUGUUCUGCGCAGUAUUGAACACUUCUUAAAAGGGCAAAGAACAAGUUCUCCCUAAGUGUAAUGUGCAUGAAUGUCUGAAACCUUGAACCAAAGAUGUACCCAACAAUGAAUCUUACAAGAUUGCAGCAAAGAAUUUUAGUGACUGUGCAUGGAUAGCAUUUGCAACCAACCCUGUUUGUUUCUCAUAUUUCAUGAGACUACUGAUCUGUGAGUGUGUGGCUUAACAGGGGAAAAUGAACACAAAGUGGCACAUGCUGUUUAUGUGUGCGCCUGCAGUGUCAGUGCUAGGUAUUUUGAAACUUUUUUCUCUUUCUUUUUUUUUUUUUUUUUUUUUUUACAAACUUACAAAGUAAUUUUAGAAAAGAUUCCCAAACACUGUGAUGCACCAACCACUGUGUGGUGCUUGCAACCCUCUUUACCUUGUAAUGCUAAGGACAAGUUUAACAAGUUUUCUAGUGAAUGAGCAACUUUAAAUAAAAAACUUGAAUGUGAUCAUAACAACACUGUUCUGUGUAGAUGGUGAUAAUCCAGAGAUAAGGAAUUAUUCAGUGCUUUAAUUUGAACUGCAUUGUGGGUGUCAUUCUCCCAGAACUAAAAGAUGGAUAAUGAGGUAUCUGCACAGGUGACUUUUGCCUCAGAAAUUUGGUCUUCCUUACCUACUCACUGAAGUCCCUCCGUGAAGUGCCUCUUUAUGUAUUAAAAAAUAAUAUUAAUGUAAAAAAAAAAAGGAAUACCAGUUGAACUCUUGGUAGACUUUGCUUACAUAUUAUCUAUUGGUAUGCGUAGUAGUGAGAAUGAGGAGAUCGUCAUGAAACCUUGAGUGGGAGUGGAACAGGUGUGCUGUGUGUGUUAUUCAGCCUGUCCUGUUAUAGCCUAAGGUGAAGUAAGGUGAUGUAAAAUUAUCCUAUGUAGCUCUGCCUGCAAUUUUACAACUUUGUGAGAUAUACAAGUAACCUAUAUACUCCUAUACCAUGUACAUUUGUUAACAAGGUUAUUCACCAGGCUGAGUUCCUUACAGUAAAGCACAAAAAAAAAAGAAAAAAAAGUUGGUAAAUAAAUUAUAUUUAUCAUAUAAA